Molecule: messenger RNA, 4799 nt
Organism: Drosophila innubila
Lineage: Eukaryota; Metazoa; Arthropoda; Insecta; Diptera; Drosophilidae
Gene: FAM21
Product: WASH complex subunit 2
Exons: 4
Coding region: 101-4549 (1482 amino acids)
Source: RefSeq, a predicted model, not a curated record
CAACACUUUUCUUAAAACAGCUGAUGCAGCGGUGAAAUUCUUUUUGUUUAUUUAUUUUGGUAUUUAUGCAAAAUUUAAGCAUUUAAUUAAACUUUUUGAAAUGGAUAUAAGUGCAGAUGUGGCUGCCAUUAUAAAGCAGGCGCCGGAUUGGAAUUUUGCAGGUGAUUGUGCGCUGCUGGAGCUGAUGAAACGGAUUUCGCAGAAUCUACAAGAACGCGGCGAACAAACCAGCAAUAAUUUAAAUGCAUUCGAAACGAAUGUAAGGCGUGCGGAUAUUGCAUUGGAUAAUGCCACAAACAGUUUGCGAUCCUUGCAAUUUGGCCAACAGUUUGUGGAGUAUCGAGUGGAAGAAGUGGACGACGAUGACUUUGCCAUGCCCGAAGAGCUCAACAGGAAGCCCGAGGUGCCGCCGAAGAGUUCCCAGGAGAUGGCCAAGGAGUUUCUGCAGAACAAUUUGCAAAUGUUUCGCAAGAACUUCGAACCGGUUACCAUUGAAGUGCCCGACUCCGAUGAUGAAGAUGGAGCUCUGAAUACAACGACUGUAUUUCGUGCCAAGAAUCCUUACGAUGUCAUACCCUUACCCUAUAUUAUUGGCUCCAAGGAUUGGCAGGAGCACAAAUACGCCGGACUCUAUGACAGCGCUGAGAACAGCGAGGACGAGCAGCCGGAGCAGUUCUCCUCCAGCUCAUCGGAUGAGUUGGAGGCUGAGAAUGUGACUGAGAAGACAACGUCAAAGCCAAGUCUGAAAAUGGAGACACCACAACAAUCGGACUCCUCUUCGCUGGCAUCGCUGCCAAAGGAACUGCCUCAUCCUCCUCCAGCUCGAGCUGCUGUUCCUGUUCCCGUUCCUGUAAUAGAGGCAGUGGCUCCAAUCAAGGCACAACCACGUCCGAUUAUCAGCAGCCAUAGAAAUCCGCAUGAGCGUGAUUUAUUUAAUGCAUUGAGAGCGUCUCCGCCUAGCGAUGAUCCGCCUUCGACUUCAUCCUCGCUUAAUUCUGGCAUGGGAGGAGCAACUGCAUCCAGAUUGCCACAUGUGGAUGUCUCACUCAGUUCCAGCAGUAGCAACAGCAAUGUGAGACAAUCUCCAGUUAAACUAUUUGAGGAUGCCAUCACAGUUGCUCCAGUUCCCGCUCCAACUCCCAUAUCCAUUCCAACAGUGAUUCCCACUGCUCUUAAAGAGGAAACUGUAGUCAAAGCUUCACCUGCUGCCAGUCAAAUCAAACGCAAACCUGUAAAUCUCUUUAAUGAUGAUGAGUUUAAUUCGUUCAUGUCGGAAAUUGUGGACAAGGUGCAGUCCAAAUCAAGCAAGGAGUCCACUCAAGAGUCCUCCAAAGCCACCAAAAGCCUUAAUCUCUUUGAUGAGAGUCCACCAUUGACUCCAAAGACAACUCCUGCAGUUAAGACUCUGCCCACUUCCAUUUUUGAUGACAAUCUGGAGGAUGAUGAUGAUUUUCUCAGCUCCUUUGCCUCCAAGGCGAUGCCGAAGCCACAGCCACAGACGAGGGCAACUACAUUAUUUGAUGAUGACGAUGAUGAGUUGGACAUUAAUGAUAUAUUCAAGAGUUCCAAGCAGCCAAAGGCUGAAAGCAACUUAAAGACAAAAAAUUGGUUGUUUGAUGAUGAUGAUUUGGAGGAGAAGGAUAUAUUUGGGUUAAGUCAGAACAAACAGGAGAAAAAGAAGCGGGAGCAAAAGAGAAAGGAACAGGAUGAGUAUGGAAAGAAGGAGGCGGAAAACAAGGUAAAAUUGGAGCAAGAGGAGAGAAAACAACAGGAGAAGAAACAGGAGCACCAAGUGGCCACCAGUAUACCACACAAAAGUCUCUUUGAUGAUCUGGAUGAUGAUGAUUUGUUUGGCACACCAAAAUCCAAACAGAAUUUGUUUGAAGAUGCGAAGAAGACAAGAGAGGAGCUUAAGGCAGUGGAGGAAAAAGAGCUACCGGAAGAUAAGGAUGUGCCUGUAGUACCUAAAGUGACCAUACCAGACAAACCAAUACUAAACGAUGAAGAUCAAGCCAAGAACAACUUGAUGACAACUGAAAGAGAAGCCUUAAAGAAACAAAACUCUCAACCUAAAGCAAAACUAUUAAGCGAUGACUUUAGCGAUGAGGAAUCCAUCAAAGAAACAGAAGAAAAAGCCACAGCAACAAUUGAGAUUCCAAAAGAUUCUCAGCAGCCAAUUAACAAAAUGGAAGAAGUGGAAAUUAAAAAUAAAUCAGAUUUAUUUGACAACUCAAGGAAAGAUCCGACAGAGCAAGUGCAGCAGGAUCCCAUACUCAGUCUGGUGGCAGACACAGUCAGCAAUAAGCAGCUGAUGAAAAAUGCAAACCAAGAGAAUCCCCGAAAAUCUGAGGAAAUUGCAAUUGCCCAACAAAUGUUGCAGAAUUAUUCGAGUUUGUUUUCGGAUGAGCCGCCAGAUGAUAGCGAAUUCUUUCAAUCCUUGGGCUCGAGCAGCUUGAACAGCUUGAGCAACUCCAAGAUGUUUGACCAGGAGCAGGACUUCUUUGAGCCCAGUUUGCCGGAUUUACCCAAAGAUGUGGCCAAAGCAAAUGUGGAAACUGUGGAAGAUUAUGGUGGAUUGCGUUUGUUUAGUGAUGUGCCGCCCGAGGAUGAUGGCGAGGAGGAGCUACCCGCUCCCAAGACAGCUCCCAAGACUUCUCUUCCUGCCACCACACGCAUACAUACCAUUUUCUAUGAUGAUUUCAGUGAAACUGCGAGGGCACAGAAUGUUCCUGCGACUCCAGCUCCAAGCCAAUCCCAGCCAGCUGCCGCUGAUGUUGUGGAUAGAAGUGUGUCCAAGACCACGCCCAUAUCGCCCAUAAAGAAGCUGCAAAUGCCCAAUAUUAACAUAAAUGUGAAGGCUUUGCUGCCUGGAGCUGGAACUGGAGCUGUAAGCAAGUUGGCCAAGCGGCAAAAGGAGGAGCAGGAGCAGAAGAACCUGAAGCAGGAACAGCAGCAGCAAAAUCAGAAGCAGGAGCCGAAGAAUCGAGAGCAGCAGCAGGAAAACCGGGAGCAAGAGCGGGAACAGAAGAAUAGGGAGGUGAAAUCCGUCGCCAGUGAUGCAGAUAAAAUUUUACAGUGCAUUGGCAAGACACGAGCUCGUGGUCCUGCCCAUCGUCGUCCCUCGACGCGAAGGGCGCGUCAGGAGAACUAUGCCAAAUCCUUGCGGGAGGAGGUGGAAUCCACCAAAGGAACAAUUGAUGCAACACCCGCCACUGCAAACUUGAAACAUGAGCAGAAGCUGGAGCAGAGUGCUCCAUUGAGUUCAGAUAUCUCCAAGAAAGCAGCUGCUUCUAAGCUAACCGCAUCCCGCAGUGAAGCAGCAUUUGUGGAGAGUGAUGAUGAUGAUGAUGCACUCUUCAAGGUGCCAGCAGUUUCCUCAGCUGCUACUCCAAAUGUUCCCACAACAACUGCUCCAAUUGCAUUGCUGUCCACUCGUCCUCCAGCGGAUGAUCAGCAAUCUCGUGGCAAGACCAUAACAAAAGUGGCGGCUUCAUUUUUGGAUAGUGAUGAAGAUGACAGUGGCUUGCUCUUUACUCCAGCAAAUGCAGUCAAGAAACAGGUUUCUUUCUUGGACAGCGAUGAGGAGAUUGAGAAGAAUACUACAUUAUUUAAGCCAGCAAAGAUUCAAGUGGAAACCAAGGCGACAGCUGCCACAGUGAUUGCUACUGAGUCCCCACUACCCAGCCAGAAAGCUCUAGAAGAUCAGGGAACAAGUAAAUCAUCAUCAUUAUUUCUGGACAGCCAAGAGGAUGUUGAUAAUCCAGAGAAGACUCAAGUGGAAACCAAGUCCGACCUGGUUACUCCAGUUGCUCUGCCCAGUCGGAAAUCUCUAGCAGAUCAGCAGCAAAAGAAGUUGCCUUCAUCAUUUCUGGAUAGCGAUGAGAAUGAUGAUGAUGAUAAUUCACUCUUUGGGCCAUUAAAAAAGCCAGUGAAAUCUGCAGAAGCUGAGCUGAAGAUCAGUAAAGGAGAACAAUCGAAGGAGCAGCAAAUAACCAAGCCAACAACUGCGCCAGUUGUCAAGCAGAAUGAAGUCAAAUCUGUAACAGAUCCAGUCAGAAAGUAUGUUUCCUUCUUGGACAGCGAUGAGGAUGAUGUCAAGCAUCCGCCUCCUCAGUUUAAUCCAGCAAAGAUUCAGCCGCCAGAGACAAAGUCAAAGGCAAUCCUGGCCAGCAAACUCUUUGAUGACAGCGAUGAUGAUGAUGAUCUGUUUGGCAAAGCGAAUGCUCCUCCCACCAAACCCAAAUCAAAGCCAGUUGCCAAGCCAAAAGCUUCCUUGUUUGCAGACAGCGACAGUGAGAAGGAAGCGCGGCCCAAAGUGUUGAGCAUUAAGGCCAAGUUGCCAGCCAAGUCAAGCAAAAGUCUCUUUAGCGAUGAUGAGGAUGAUGAUGAUCUGUUUGGAGGAGGAGGCGGAACAAAGCGAGCUGCUGUAAGCAGUCAGACAAAGACCGCCAAUCUGCCCAAGUCUUCAAAUCCCGGCAAGACUGCAGUCAAGUCGCUGCCCAGCUCUGGAAAUUCGGAUAAUCCGUUGGCGGAUUUAUUGGGUCCUUAGCUUCAAAUUUGGAGUAACGUUGGCCAGUAAAUCAUUAUGUUUAGUAAAUUGGCGUCACAAUGUCACAAAAAAAAAAAGUACAGCAGUUUCGCUGCUUCGAGUCGAGGCGCUGAACACACCAGUAAAUUUUGCUAAAAGUGAAACAUUUCAUUACAUUUUAUUAUAUAUUUUAUAACUUACAGUAUGUAUUUACAGUUAUUCAUUUAUUGUUGUUACCAAUUACACGUAAUUACACUAUGCUACACAAAAA